Molecule: messenger RNA, 2995 nt
Organism: Artibeus jamaicensis (Jamaican fruit-eating bat)
Lineage: Eukaryota; Metazoa; Chordata; Mammalia; Chiroptera; Phyllostomidae
Gene: AMIGO3
Product: adhesion molecule with Ig like domain 3
Exons: 1
Coding region: 747-2267 (506 amino acids)
Biological process (GO): brain development
Molecular function (GO): protein binding
Source: RefSeq, a predicted model, not a curated record
GUCCUAGUGGGAGAGGGUGUGAGAUGAGUUAGGAGGCUGGGACCUCUCCGAGAGCAUUAUCUAUUGGGGGGUGGGAUGGGGAGUGACACCUAGCCCACCCCAUAUCCCUGUUUCUCAACCUCCUCCAGAAGUCCUAAAUCCCAGUAAGGGCCCAUACAGCUGGGGUACCAGUUUAAGGAGGCACAGGGGCACUACCAGAAGGUAGUGCAGAGUUCGCCUGCCCCCUAACAUACAUUGACCUUUUAAAGGAAACAGCAGCUUAAAGGCACCCUUGCCAGGCUGCCCUGCUAUGGUUCAGGGAAAUUAGAUGGGCGCCAUAGGAACCUGCCGACCAAGCACAGGCUGGGGCAUUGGGGCUAGAGUUGCACCCCCUCUGGUGGCCACGAGGGAACCUUGCUCCCUGGGGCGCAACUGCCCCGCCCCUCUCCAACAGGAGCCAAUGGGAGCCCGAGGCCCCGCCCCUGAAUAAUUGGCUCCAAGAGAGUACUUAGGAGCGAGGUGUCCGUGAAAACACUCAGAGCCGGGAGACCCAAGGAGAGAGUGCUGAGAGCAGUACCGGGCGGCGGCCUUAAAUCAACCUGGAGCUGGUGAGCAGAAGCUGCCGGCUGUGCCGGGUCGACUUCGCAUCCUGCCUUGCCCGCCAUCUGCCUUUCAGCGCCACCCACGUUGAGCCAGGGCAGAAGGGGGUGAGUCCCGGAGUUGCGCCCCACGCAGAGCUACCGGUCCCACCCUGGGUCUUCGCUGCCAUGGCCUGGCUGGUGCUGCUGGGCGCACUGCUGUGCACGCUGUGCAUCGGAUCAAGCACCCUGGACUCGGAGACCUUAUUGAGCCCCAUGCCCCAUAACUGCCCCUACAAUUGCACCUGUGCCGCCGACCUGCUGAGCUGCGCGGGCCUUGGGCUGCAGGACGUUCCGGUCGCGUUACCUGCAUUCGCUGCCGACCUCGACCUGAGCCACAAUGCACUCCAGCACCUGCCGCCUGGCUGGCUAACCCCCCUCUCCCGGCUGCGUGCCCUGCGCCUGGGUCACAACGAGCUGGAGGUGCUGAGUCGCGGAGUCUUUAUUAAUGCUAGCGGCCUGCGGCUGCUCGAUUUAUCAUCGAACGUGCUGCGGAGGGUUGGCCGCCAUGACCUCGACGGACUGGGGGCGCUUGAGAUGCUGCUUCUGUUCAAUAACCGCCUGGUGCACUUGGACCAGCUUGCCUUCCGGGGCCUGGGCAUGCUCCGCCGGCUGUACCUCGGCUGCAAUGAACUGGCCACCUUCUCUUUCGACCACCUGCACGGUCUAAGUUCUGCCCACCUCCACACUCUGGAUCUCUCCUCCAACCACCUGGGACAAGUCAGCAUACCCAGCCUGGCAGCGCUGCCGGCCUUUCUCAAGAACGGCCUUUACCUGCACAACAACCCGCUGCCCUGCGACUGCCGCCUCUACUACCUGCUGCAGCGGUGGUACCAGCGGGGACUGAGUGCUGUGAGUGACUUUGCACGCGAGUACAUGUGCCUGGCUUUCAAGGUACCCACAUCCCGUGUUCGCUUCUUUGACCACAGCCGUGUCUUUGAGAACUGCUCGGCUACCCUGGCUCGGGGACUAGAACAGCCUGAAGAGCAGCUCCAAGUGCAGGUGGGUCGGUCUCUGAGGCUGCACUGCAACACCAGCGCCCCUGCCCUGCGCGUUGCCUGGGUAUCCCCACAGCAUGAGCUGCUGGUGGCGCCAGGGUCCCCCAAUGGCAGCAUUGCAGUGAUGGGCGAUGGCAGCCUGGCCAUCAGCAACGUGCAGCCAUGGCAUGAGGGUAUCUUUGUGUGCCUGGCCACUGGGCCCCGCCUGCAUCACAACCAAACACAUGAGUACAACGUGAGUGUGCACUUCCCGCACCCUGAGCCCGAGGCUUUCAACACUGGGUACACCACCCUGCUGGGCUGCGCUGUAGGCCUGGUGCUGGUGCUGCUCUACCUGUUCGCGCCACCCUGUCCUGGCUGCCGCCGCUGCUACCGCCGCACCUGCCACUGCUGGCCCCGAGCACCCAGCCCGCUCCAGGAACUGAGCGCACAGUCCUCGGUGCUCAGCAGCACGCCCCCCGAUGCGCCCAGCCGCAAGGCCAGCGUCCACAAGCAUGUGGUCUUUCUGGAGCCUGGCAGGAAGGGCCUUGACGGUCCUGUGCAGCUGGCAGUCGCUGAGGACUUUGAUCUCUAUAACCCCAUGGGUCUGCGGCUCAAGGCUGCCUCAGAGUCCACUAGCACCACAGGCUCUGAGGGGCUGGUAAUGACCUAGGCUGCCCAGGGCCCCCACCUGGGUCACCGUCUGCCUGCUGCUUGCCCUGCGCCCUGCUGCCGUGCAGAGUACUGCCAGAUGCUGGUGGGAAGCAUGGGCUGGGUCCUCCAGCCUCCGGAGUGAGCCCCCUACUGCACCACAAUAGUCCCACUCGCCAGUCAGGGGUUGGGGCCCCCGACCACCCUCCUGCCUCACCUCAGCACAGGGCUGCCUAUGCCCCCUUUCCUCCGGGUGUGAGGACUGGAACCGAGGCCCACUUGGGACAGUCCAGGGCACCCUCAGGGGCUGAGGCAGCCACCCAGGAGUGGUGGGAAGGGCUGAGGUAUCAGCACUUUCCCCUCCCCAAGGGAGCAGCAAGGGAGUGAGCACCAAGGGAAACAGGGAAGGCUCCGAAGGAAGACCUGGCCCCCACCAGCAGGCUGGAAGGAAGGAACGAGCCCUCCUCUGAUAUAAGCGGACUCCACGCACCAAUAUCCAGCCUACGUCCAGUUUUCCAAAUCCACACAGAGUCCGGUGGGUAGGCAUGAGGCUCCUCCGCAGACUCCUGGGGGGUCUGUCUGAGGCCCAGCCAGGGUGGCCCUGCUCUGAGUCCAGGAGCAUCUCAGGCCACUCUGAGGGCACAGCCUCUCCCAUGGGCUCACAAACAGCAGUAAGGGGCACCGUGGCCCAGCGCCCCCAGCUUUUUAGCAGUAAAAAGCCUGCUGAGCAAUGGCCCAGAUGGGAGGGCU